Salpingoeca rosetta is the source of this 1569-nucleotide messenger RNA. RefSeq lists its product as uncharacterized. Bases 7 to 1569 code for a protein of 520 amino acids. NCBI's taxonomy places the organism in Eukaryota, Choanoflagellata, Craspedida, Salpingoecidae. The record is from RefSeq and is a predicted model, not a curated record. The transcript is spliced from 3 exons. Gene Ontology annotation, molecular function: ATP hydrolysis activity.
ACCACGAUGAUGGCAAAACAUCUUUCGUCGUGGCUUGCAGAAUUGCUCGAAAGCCCGUUUCGCACAGCGGUGCGCUGUGAGCUCAUGUCCAAGAUCACAAACUCAGAGCUGGAGCUGGAGCUGGAGCUCGACGACCCCUCCGUGUCUGUGCACAAACCCCAGCACCCUGAUAUGCCGCUACCACAGACGAGCACUGAGCUGCGUGAAUCUGUUGAGGAACUUCUCCAGCGCGUGUGCUUGGAUCGGCACAAGCAAGUGGUCCUGACACCAUCGCAGCGCACCGUCCUCAACGACAUCGUCACGCACGUUUUUGACGUCGUCAGUGGCAACAAAGGUGCCAGCAACAAGGGCGCUGGUCGCCUGGUCGUCGGACCAAAGGGCACGGGCAAGACGACGCUGCUGCUGCUGUUGGAGAAGCUCCUGAACAUGCUGCUGCCGGCCUCUGUCGUCGUCUUCUACGCCUCUGCACAAACGCACCGUGACCUGUACAAACUGCUCCACAAGGCAAUCAAGGAGCGCACGGGACUCUCCAUGGAGCUUCCUGAGGACACGUCUCCAUCCGACGCCCCAGGUCACUUUGCCAGAUGGCUCAAAGCGAACAAGAUCAAAGUGGUGGGCCUCAUCGACGAGUACCAGGCCGUCUACACCUUUGACGAGGAUCGCUGGUGGAUCAUCGCCAUGCAUGUCUUCGGGCAGUUUGCUGCGCGCUACACGUUUGUGCUCACCGGCAGCUCUGCUCACCUCCGCGGCCUGUGCUUCGACAAAGCGCCGAAACCGCCCAAUUCCGCUGCUACAAGCCGCUACACCACUCUCGUGCUGUCGCCCAUCCUGACCAAGCACGGGCUGCGCGAUGUUGUUGACCACCUCGGCAUGCUGCCCAUGGCAAGGUUCAUACGUGUUGAUGGCGAUGACAACGAUGACACCUCUGUUCAGGACGAGGCGCUGCUCCGAUUCAUCUUCAUGCAGACCGCCGGGCUCAUGCGCAACAUCACCAGCCUGAUUCCUGCAAUGCAGCGCAUGGUUGAAGACUCCCUGACACCCGUCCUCCAGGCCUGCUGCGCCAUUGACGACGAGGCUCUCGUUGCAACAGCGCGUGAGGUUUGUGGCGUGGUGCGCAAUGCAGAGAGCAGCCUACAGGACAAGGCAUCUGCGCUUUUGCGUCUGAUCGAGACUGCAGAGGAAGCGGGUGCUACCGUGGAGCGGCCCGUGUACAGCAGUGAUGUGCACCAGACCUUCGACGACACCUUUGUGGCUCGUCACCUCACCAAGCACAGCCGCCUGCUGCAUGCCAUGGCAGAGUGCCUGGUGCGGCACGCUGAGGAAAGACGAUGGGCUGCGCUGGCCGAUGACCCGUGGGCGCUCGUGACGGCACUCCCUGCUGUGGACCUCGAGGCCGAGGGCUUCGGGCCAAGUGACUUGUACCAGGCUGCAGAAGACGGGGCCGUGGUGUACGGAAUGGAGGAGCACAUGAUCUCCUUUGCCUCGCCGGCCCUGGCGCUUGCCAUCUUGGAGGACCGCGCCAAACGAAUUGGUGGCGCCAGGGCGCGAUGCUGCAUUGCGGACUGGUAG